AUGCACCUCGCAGUUACGAACAUUCUGAUUCUUUUUGAUUCAGAUGGUUACACGGCCGAUCAGGUACGUUACGUAUGGUCGACGGGUGAGAAGCAAGCGCUCAAGCUUCAUAAGAUUCGUUUGCCAGAUUUUCAAAUCAAAGAAGCGUUUGUGACCAGCCAAACGGAAAUGUAUGCAACAGGAAACUACAGUCGUUUAUACGUAUGCUUUGUACUAUCCCGAACCGCAGGCUUCUGCUUCCUUCAGCUAAUUAUUCCGUCAACUGCUGUUGUGAUCACCUCAUGGGUCUCACUAUGGAUGGAAAAUGAAACAUCAUUCCAGGUCGGCUCAUUCGAAAAAUCGCCAUUCGAAGCAGUUGUUGACUUCUUAGCCUUUCAACGUUUGAGGCUUUGCUCAAAAACAGAGCACCAUUUUGAUCAUAUUGAGAGUUGUGAUCAUAGCGUGUCGAUGGCUUGUUCAGUAGCAAAACUGGAGAUUCUGUCUUAUACGUUUGUGAUUGGAAUGAAAAAUGAAUGCGGAGCAUUUCAGGAUAUGAUCUCAAUAAUAUUGACCAUUACAUUUUUGCUCUUUUCUUACAAUGAAGUUAUGCCGAGAGUUAGCUAUAUCAAAGCAAUGGACGUUUAUCUUGGUGAGUUUUCAUUUAGUGUCAAUCCUUUUUACACACCUCCAAAACACUUGUUUUUUGGUGUAUGUUUCUGUAUUGUUUUUCUCUCCUUGAUUAAAUUAGCUACCCUCAAGUACAUGCGACAAAGACUGCGAAUAACAAGGUAUAUCUAUAGAUUUCAGUUUUAUUAUAGGAAAUUUGACCGUACUUAG
Molecule: messenger RNA, 816 nt
Organism: Anisakis simplex (herring worm)
Lineage: Eukaryota; Metazoa; Nematoda; Chromadorea; Rhabditida; Anisakidae
Source: the annotation of a GenBank genome assembly